Messenger RNA from Penicillium cinerascens, 1962 nucleotides. Its product is annotated as PAN-complex poly(A)-binding subunit PAN3. Gene Ontology annotation, cellular component: PAN complex; P-body. The record is from RefSeq and is a predicted model, not a curated record. NCBI's taxonomy places the organism in Eukaryota, Fungi, Ascomycota, Eurotiomycetes, Eurotiales, Aspergillaceae. Gene Ontology annotation, molecular function: ATP binding; protein kinase activity; poly(A) binding. The transcript is spliced from 9 exons. Gene Ontology annotation, biological process: nuclear-transcribed mRNA poly(A) tail shortening; protein phosphorylation; mRNA processing. Bases 1 to 1962 code for a protein of 653 amino acids.
AUGGCCUCCUCCGCCAAACCUCCACUCGAUGAAUCCCGUCGCACGACGGGAUCGCCGAAAAUGAAGACUCGAGAGAACGCGAAAGAUACAUUAUGUCGCAAUGUAACCAUCUAUGGACGAUGCCGCUAUGAGGACAAAGGUUGCGCUUUCAACCAUGACCCUCUCAGACUCAACGCUGCGAAUCAGUCCGAUAGUAACAAGAAACGAUUCAACGUGGACUCGCCCAGCUUCACCCCAUCCCUCCUGUCUGGCAACGGCAACUCCGCCCCCAAGAAAUCCAAUCCCAUCUCCCCGAAGGCUGCGAAUGCAGCUCCAUUCCAACCCCGCCCUGCGGCAUCGCGCUCCAACACAAGUACCCCAACAAUGAUGCAGGAAGCAGGAACCCCCGACUGGACGUUGGCCGAAGUGCAGGAGUUUGUGCCUCAAGGUUUCGAGAGCGCUCACGUGGGAUCUUUUCAGGGCAAUGGUAAUGGUGCCAUUGCUACCACUGGUGGCUUCGAUCCUUUUGUCACCUCAACCCCGAUGUCUGCAACUGCAGUUGGACCCGUUGCGGCCAACCCGUACUCUCACGAUACGGCCGCCGCAAUGGGAGGAGCCUUUUUCGCUAGUCAGACUGGCUUUCAGCAACCGGUCCAGUAUCAUCUAUACGCUCCAAUUGGCCCUCACAAUCAGAACACUCUGGGCUAUCAGCGCAAUGUCCACGACCUCUUUCUUCCUAAUGACUUCCGCGAGGAACUGCAGAAGAAGGCUGCAGCUACCUUGCAAACCCUGCCCAACACAACAUUACCCGCCCAGGUCGACUAUUUCCACUCUCUAGUCCCGUUGGACCUCAGCCAUCAGAAGAAUGCUGCUACAUUCGGCUUUCCCAGCUGGGUAUAUAAGGCACAAUCGAGUAAAGAUGGAAAUUUCUAUGCUCUUCGAAGACUUGAAGGAUUCCGCUUGACCAACGAGAAGGCCAUCCGAUCCGUCCAAGCGUGGAAGCGCGUGUGCAGUGGAAGCGUAGUCACCGUCCAUGACGCAUUUACUAGCCGAAGCUUCCAGGACAGCUCGCUCAUUUUCGUCACCGACUACCAUCCUCUCUCCAAAACCCUGGCUGAGCAGCAUUUGGGUGCUGGAAACCGCUUCCAGGGCGCCCGUCACAAUACCCACAUACCUGAGCAGGUUCUCUGGGGCUACAUGACUCAGAUUGCAAAUGCUUUGAAGGCGAUCCACACUAACGGUCUUGCAGCAAGAGUGCUGGAGCCGAGUAAAGUCUUGUUGACGGGCAAGAAUCGAAUCCGUCUCAGUGCCUGUUCAAUUUUGGACGUGGUCCAAUUUGACUCUCAGCGGACCGUUGCGGACCUCCAGCGGCAGGAUCUAGUCAACUUCGGACAAUUGAUCGUCGCUCUGGGGGCCAACUCGCCCACCGUGAUGCACAACCCUACUAAAGCCAUGGAGCAUUUCACUCGCGCGUACAGCCCUCAGUUGAAGAACUCCGUCUUCUGGCUUCUCAACGGCCUCCAGAAAGACGCGGACCGGACCAUCGACAUCUUCAUUACGGGCAUCUCGUCGCAGCUGAUGUCAACCUUUGAUUCGGCGCUCCAUCUGGACGACCAACUCACAUCCGAUCUCGGCCGUGAGCUCGAGAACGGUCGCCUUGUGCGUCUUAUGACUAAAUUGAAUUUUGUCAACGAGCGACCUGAGUACGAACAUGACCGGCAGUGGUCCGAGAGCGGAGAGCGCUAUUUCUUGAAGAUCUUCCGCGACUACGUCUUCCACCAGGUGGACCCCCAGGGCGAGCCAGUGGUCGACCUCGGACACGUCCUGGCAUGUUUGAACAAGCUAGAUGCCGGUUCCGACGAGAAAGUCACUUUGGUGAGCCGUGACGAGCAGAGCUGCUUUAUCGUCAGCUACAAGGAAAUCAAGAAGGCCCUCGAGUCCUCUUUCCAGGCACUGAUGAAGCCGACGAGAAGAAUGCACUAG